AUGCCUUCUCCACCUGCUUUCAGCGACAUUGCCAAGGCCGCAAAUGAUCUUCUGAACAAGGAUUUCUAUCACACUUGUGCUGCCAACCUCGAGGUCAAGUCAAAGGCCCCCAAUGGCGUCACUUUCAACGUCAAGGGAAGAUCUGCCCACGAAGGUCCUAUCAGUGGAUCUCUCGAAUCCAAAUACGUUGAUAUGCCAACUGGUAAAGCCUCCCCAGACACCCCACGCAAGCCAUCACCUACCCGCCUCACCAUGAUCCAAACGUGGACCACCGCCAACUCCCUCGACACCAAGCUAGAGCUGGACAACACCAUCGUCAAGGGCCUUAAGGCUGAGAUCCUCACUCAAUACCUGCCCAGCUCCCAGUCCAAGGGCGCUAAGUUGAACCUCUACUUCAAGCAGCCCAACAUCCACGCUCGCGCCUUCUUCGAUCUCCUCAAGGGCCCCACUGCCAAUAUCGACGCUGUCCUUGGCCACGAGGGUUUCCUUGUUGGCGCUGAGGGUGGCUACGAUGUACAGAAGGCUGCCAUCACCAAGUACUCUGCUGCCGUCGCAUACAGCGUGUCCGAGUACACCGCCGCCAUCACCGCAUCCAACAAUCUCAGCCUCUUCUCCGCCAGCUACUACCACCGUGUCAACGCACAGGUCGAGGCUGGUGCGAAGGCCACCUGGGACUCCAAGGUUGGCAACACUGUUGGCUUGGAAGUUUCCAGCAAGUACCGACUUGAUCCCUCCUCCUUCGCUAAGGCUAAAAUCAACGACCGUGGUAUUGCCGCAUUGGCUUACAACGUCCUCCUCCGCCCCGGCGUGACUCUCGGCCUUGGUGCAUCCUUCGACACCCAGAAGUUGCACCAGAGCGCCCACAAGGUCGGAGCCAGCUUCACCUUUGAAGGAUAA
This is a messenger RNA of Paracoccidioides brasiliensis Pb18, 897 nucleotides long. RefSeq lists its product as uncharacterized. Gene Ontology annotation, cellular component: mitochondrial outer membrane. The record is from RefSeq and is a predicted model, not a curated record. The transcript has 6 exons. Gene Ontology annotation, biological process: monoatomic anion transmembrane transport. Gene Ontology annotation, molecular function: voltage-gated monoatomic anion channel activity. Bases 1 to 897 code for a protein of 298 amino acids.